Plutella xylostella (diamondback moth) is the source of this 1270-nucleotide messenger RNA. RefSeq lists its product as uncharacterized. NCBI's taxonomy places the organism in Eukaryota, Metazoa, Arthropoda, Insecta, Lepidoptera, Plutellidae. The record is from RefSeq and is a predicted model, not a curated record. Gene Ontology annotation, molecular function: RNA polymerase II cis-regulatory region sequence-specific DNA binding; DNA-binding transcription factor activity, RNA polymerase II-specific. Gene Ontology annotation, biological process: regulation of DNA-templated transcription.
CGUUUUUAUUUGUUGUUAGUUAUAACUGAGAUAGGUAUAAUCGUGUUCUGUAUAUUAGGUGCAGUUGGUAAGGGCAAUGUCCAGUUCGUACCUAAUUUAUCAUACUUUACUUGCGGCUGCGGCUGAGGACGACAAAACAAAAUUACAAAAAAAUAGACCAGAUAAAUCAGCAGAUCAAAAAUGUAGAGUAUGCUGUGAGAAAACUGGAAGCAUCAAACUAUUUAACAAUGAACUCAGGACCAACUUCAUUGGAGAAAUAUACAGCGUCACAGGAGUUCUUUUCUGUUACAUGCAAGACUUAUCAACUUACAUUUGCCAAAGUUGUGUGGACCAGUUGGACAGGGGCUUAAGAUUUCGCGACAUGUGCAGGCAGAGUAAUAGAAUAAUUAUGGAAGUCAAUGUAAAGCAAGAAUAUAACUGUAAUAACGGAGAAACACAAACAGAUAAAAAAUAUAUGAUUAAAAGCCAAUCAAUUAAAAAAGAAGAAAAUAUGUUUCAAGAGAACAAAUGUAGAUCUGAAUCAGUUAAAAAUACCACCACCAAAAAGGUUAAAAUAAAAUCCAACGAUAAAUUUCGGGACUCAUCUGAUAAUUUUAAUGAUGAAGAAUACAAUAGCCAGGAUGUGUUCAACAAAAAAUAUGGAUGCAAAGUUUCCAUGUCUCCCGAGACUCUGAAGAAAAAGAAGAAAAUACCUAAAGAACCAACGCAACACUUAUGCGCCUCUUGUGGCAAGUCGUUCACUAAAUUACACGACCUAAAAAAUCAUAUGGUGAUCCACGAGAAUAUUUUUCCCUUUGCAUGUGACAAAUGUCCGUACAAGGGACGAACGAAAAGCACGCUAGUUGUCCACAUGAAGUCCCACCUGGCCCACAGCGAGCGGCCGCUGUCCUGCCCACACUGCAGCAUUAAAACAACCACCGCCUCCAACUUGAAUGCACACAUUAGAAGAGUUCAUAAUAAUGGUGAAAGAAAUUUUAAGUGUACGCGAUGUGAGAAAGAUUUCAUAAACAAAGGUGAUUUAAGAAGGCAUAUCAAUAUGGUUCACGAAAAUAUGGGCAACACUAGUUGUCAAAUCUGCUAUAAGGUUUUUAAAAAGACAAGCUUGAGGACACACCUUUGGAGGUUUCACAAAAUAAAAAAAGAGAAAUUAUAUAGCAGAAUGCCAGCAUAUUUGCGUUGUAACCAGCCCGAAGAUCAACCGGAACCGGUAGCCACACAACAAUGAAUAUAUCGAUGAUAAAUAUACUUAAUUUAUUACCUACUUACCUAA